CAAUGAAUAAAAUGUAAAUAAAUGUCGUCGGUUACAACACUAUAAACUGUUGUAUAAAAGAUUAUUUAUUGUGUAGAAUACAGUUGAUGUGUUAUUAUGUUUGACGAAUUUAAAAAAAGAAUGUUGUACAAUUUAGAAUAGAUACUAUUUUGUUAACUCAAGUUCCAGGUGUGUGAUUAGUUGUUAAAAAUGUGUCGGUAUAGGUUAACAGUGGAAGUACCAUAUCUGCUAUUCUAUGGUACUUGUAUUAUGGCUGGAAACCUGAUUAUCAACCUUAUGACUUUUAAAGUAUGCUACAACGUCCUCGGGUACCCUGAAGUUAAUUGUUCCAGAUUGGGAAGGUAUACAGACAAUGAGACAUUAGCCUUAGAACAAAUAGUACAACCACACGCCGGUUUGAUGACUGCUGUUACAGAAAUGGUUCCUAGUACUAUUCCGGUUCUUCUUGCUUUGGUUAUAGGUUCAUGGUCAGAUAAAUUUGGAAGAAGACCAGUAUUGCUUUUUGUUUUAAGUUGUAUGACAAUUAGUUUUGGAAUUAACGCUAUACUGCUCCUGUUUGUAGAAAUAAAUCCAUGGUACCUAAUGCUAUCGACGAUACCAAAUAUGUGCUGUGGAGGAGUAACAACAUUCCUUACAGUCACUCUGGCUUACUUGAAUGAUAUGUCUUCACCAACCACUAGAGCAAUGAGAAUGGUCACGUUUGACAUCGUCCAAAUUCUAGCGACACUUUGGGGCGGUCUUAGCAGCUCUUACAUUCUUUACGCCACCAGCUAUUCCGCUGUAUACGGAAUUGGUUGUGGGAUAAUAGCAUUUUGUACCAUCUAUACCUACUUCUUCGUACCAGAAUCUCUUAACGAUGUGAUCGAUCAAAAACCGAGCUUUGCUAGCGUGUUCACCUGGAGCAACGUGACUGAUCUUUUCAGAAUAGCCGGAAAAAAACGAAGAUACAACAGAAGAUACAUUAUCUUGCUUAUUAUUUUGUGUGUUAUGCUCUUGGGGUUCAUUUCGACCGGCGAGACGAAUGUUAAAACUCAGUUUUUGAGGAAUAAAUUAGGAUGGACUUUGACUAAGAGGAAUGUCUUUGGGGCUUGGUCCAGUAUGGUAAUCGUUGUUACUACGCUAAUCGUUACUUACUUGCUGCACAGCAGGUUAAAGGUCAAGGAGGUUGUGCUAAUUUUUUUGGCCCUCAUUUCCGGGAUUGCCAGUAGUGUAUUGUAUGCUACUGCGGACAGUGAUACCAAUAUUUAUGUCUCUGUGCCAGUAGGAAUUUUUAGUGGAUUGGCUAAUCCGAUGUUUAGAACUAUUUUGGUCAAAAUGAUAGUACCUGGUGAAAUGGGUAAAAUAUUUUCCUUGUUGAUGGUACUGAACAGUUUUUGUUUAUUGGGAUCGGCAUUGAUAUAUCAGGAAAUCUAUAAUACCACCAUGACUACUCAUCCAGAAAUUUUCAAUUACAUUUCCAUUGGACUAAACACUGCUGUAUCUGUGAUUGUAAUUAUCGUGAUGAUUUUGGAAAUGCGUAUACCUACCGAAAAGAAAAAAAUUGAAGAAGACCUUGGUACAGUCAGUACCGAAAAAUUGACUGAGCACUGAUAGUAUUAACAACCUAUUUAUUUUUAUU
Messenger RNA from Psylliodes chrysocephalus, 1618 nucleotides. Lineage: Eukaryota; Metazoa; Arthropoda; Insecta; Coleoptera; Chrysomelidae. The record is from the annotation of a GenBank genome assembly.